Messenger RNA from Armigeres subalbatus, 4123 nucleotides. It is a transcript of the gene Rhp, whose product is annotated as rhophilin-2. Lineage: Eukaryota; Metazoa; Arthropoda; Insecta; Diptera; Culicidae. The record is from RefSeq and is a predicted model, not a curated record. Bases 1123 to 3468 code for a protein of 781 amino acids. Gene Ontology annotation, biological process: signal transduction; negative regulation of stress fiber assembly. Gene Ontology annotation, molecular function: protein binding. The transcript is spliced from 11 exons.
CGCUCAGUACCGAUUUGUAUUUUGACGCGUACGCUUAGUAAAAGCAGUCGUUGCUAAAUUGUUUUGCUUUCUGUGUGCCUACGCGCGCGUGCGUUCGUCUGCUGCGAUAAGAAUCUACGCGAUAAGAAAGGCUUUGAUUGGAUCAAAGCCAACUUUGAUUUUUUUUUCUCGACCGUGAUUUGUGACGGUGAUUGUGGUGAAACAGCGUGAUCCAGGUGAUUGAGUGUCAAUCGAUCAUUCAAUGACAUUCUAUUCGCGUAGCAUGUUCUGAAGGUGUGGGCUCAGGCGGUCGUUGUGUCUGAAUUCGAAUGCGAUAUCGAAACAAUAGAAGUGCGGGUGUGGUGGGCACGGGACUCCCGAGCUGUUGGGUGAUUCAUGAGUCAGAAUUUAGCGGGAUUUGAAUGGGACCGACGUUCGUUCAUUUAUGUGGUUGUUUUGAUUGAAGUUUCGUGUGGAGUUUUUUUUUACGGGGCGAUGAACGUCGUAUUAUAAUAGGCAACAAUUACGCCCACACGAAAUAAUUCUUAGGCUUUCCGUUAAUGCAUGGACGCGAACCUAACCAUUAGGGCGGAGAACGAUGGGCAGAAGGUGAUCGAAAACGGACGAAACUAUCCCCGGAAGGGAGUUGGUGCAGGCAAAAGUGACGAACGGAAUUUGAGUGAUUUCUCGUUCGGGUCAUUUGAAGGAAGUGCAAAGUUCCGAACUGAAGGAACCAGGUGUAAGAAGGAAAACGAGUGCAAAGCUUACUGAGUGAAAUAAAAAUAAAAUAAAAAGAAGAAGCCAAAGGCAUUUAGUGCGUCAGCAAGGUGCGACAGAGCCAAUCGAUGGAAUGUGAUUGUGGUGGCAGUAGCAAGUGAUUCGGUGGCAAAGCAGAAGAACCGACAAAAGUCGAAAAGGAAGAUUAUAAUAAGUGGCGGGGGAGUUCCACGUGCGUCCAAUAUUAUGCUAAUGAAACGUGAGACGACGAAUACGAGGUCGUCUGCGAAUCGAAAAUAAAACUUGGGCCAGUUUGGGCGACGUGGACGCUCGACAGCAGAAGCGGAGAUUAGCACAGCGAUAAGCCGUUUAUCGGUUGUGAUUGAUUGGGUGAAACGAGUUCAAGCGGAGAGCGCAAGCACUGCGAUGGACGCCAAGGACAAGAACAAGGAUCCGCAGCCGUCGUUCAGCUUCAUAAGGGGUUCCGACCCGAGGGCUGCAACCUGCCGGGGUAAGCUGCAGAGUCGCCGGUGUAAGCUGAACCAGGAAAUCAACAAGGAGAUGCGGUUACGGGCCGGGGCGGAGAACCUGUUCAAAGCGACCACCAACAAGAAGCUGAAGGACACGGUCGCGCUGGAGCUCAGCUUUGUGAACUCGAACCUGCAGCUUCUGAAGGAGCAGCUGUCCGAGCUGAACUCGUCGAUGGAGAUCUACCAGAGCGAAGGAAUGGACUACGUGAUUCCAAUGAUCCCACUCGGACUCAAGGAAACCAAAGAGGUCAGCUUCAUGGAACCCUUCUCGGAUUUUAUCCUGGAGCACUACAGUGAAGACUCGUCGGUGUACGAAGAUGCCAUCGCUGACAUCACCGAUACGAGACAGGCCGCCAAAACCCCCACCCGAGAUGUUCAGGGCGUGGCACUUUUGUUCCGCUACUACAACCUUUUGUACUACGUCGAGAGACGAUUUUUUCCGCCCGAUCGAAGUCUGGGGGUUUACUUCGAGUGGUAUGACUCGCUGAUUGGGGUCCCGUCCAGUCAACGGACGGUCGCAUUCGAGAAAGCCUGUAUCCUGUUCAACCUGGCCGCCAUCUACACGCAGAUCGGAGCCAAGCAGGACCGCUCCUCGGAGAAGGGCCUGGACUCGGCCGUCGACAACUUCCUGCGGGCGGCUGGCGUGUUCAAGCACAUCUACGACACCUUCACCAACGCGCCCUCGAUGGAUUUAAAACCUCAAGUCCUAGAAGUGCUAGUGGCACUGAUGUUGGCGCAGGCACGUGAGUGCCUGUACGAAAAACUUUUACUACAGCUAGAAGAAAUGACCAAUUCCGAUUGCAGUUCGCUCCAACGCAAUCUUUCCGGGGAGGCUACCCAACUGACGAUGGAGUACCGGGAGAUUCAUCGAAUAAUUCAGAGUAACGAGGCGCACACAUUUUUGCCGGAGUCUUGGGCAGGGCUAGUUCCCCUGAAGUCCGAGCACUAUAAAGCCCUCGCCCACUACCACACGGCCAAAUCAAUCGACCCGGCGCUGCAUACCUUCAAAACGAGCACCCCAUCCAAAUCAUCCAAGCAGAAGGCAGCCCUCGGCAGCACGGCCAACCUCGUCAGUCAAAACCUCUCCCAGUCGCUGGACACGUUCAUCUUCGACGAGUCCUCCCUCGAGGGGGACCUCAACCCAGCGAUGCUGAAAAAGGCCCACCUCCGCGAGUCCCUCUCUAGUCACGAGGAAGCCCAACGGUUGCAGCGGAUGUGCCGCGAGCUCAAGAACAAAAUUGCCCUCACCAAAGUGCUCACCUACGCGCUGGAGAAAAGUGCCGAAGAGUUGGAAAUCCUGGACAUGGAACUUGACGGAUCUGGCUAUCUGGACGAGGACAUCGACAUGAUCGACGUAACGCUGAACACCACCUCCAAGUACACCAUCUCGCUUACCGGACCGGACUUCACCGCGUACAAAACCGAGGACCCCUUCCGGAGGCUUGGACCGAUUGCGAUCUUCUCGGCAAGGCGCCACUGGACUGCCCCGCGCUGCAUCCGCCUCCAGAAGGGUAACUCGAUGACGAUGACCGGUGGAGGCACGCUGGAUCGGCGUCGGUACAACAGCGCGCGUGACGGCAGUGCCAGUAGCAGUACCGGGGCCAGCAGCACCGACGGCAGUAGCAUCGCCGGUGGCAGCAGAGGCAAGUGCCAGUGCAACAAGACCAAUUACUACAACGACGUGAGGGCGUGCGAUGUGUGCUUCAAGGACGUGUGCACCAUCUCGGAUGUGGAAUUCAGGGCGAGGAACAAGCUGACACAGCUGCCGUCGAGCGAAGGAAGCGACUGCAGUGGCACCGGUGGCGAUAGCUUCGAGAGUUUUGGCUUCCACGUGCGAGGCGAUGCGCCGGUUAUGAUUUCAAACGUCGAGAUAAAUUCGUUAGCUGAUCUCGGUGGCAUCAAGGAAGGAGAUUUCAUCGUGGAACUGUGCGGAAUCGAUGUCAAGUGGUACAGCAACCAGCAGGUUCUGAAACUGAUCAAGAACUGCUCCAACAGUUUGGACCUGAAGGUCAUAACUCCGAUGGAUCGGAACUAUCUUAAGCCAAUGGCCUCCACCCUGUCGAAGGGAUCGAUUUCAACGCUGUCCGGUAGCUCGUCGGGUGUGUCCUCCGGAGCGCCCAGUCCAACAGGCACCACAACCAACAAACCGCGCUCCAAACUUGGCAAGAACCGACUCAGCAGUUUCACCUCCGGCAGUUGGAACCCGUUCCGUCGAACGCAAAGUUUGGGUAAGAUUUUCUAGGGGGUGACGAGACGGCGGACGAAGCGGAGCGGGCAUUAACCUCCUGGCUGGUUUGUACAGAGAGAUAGAUACUACUUAAACCGCUUAAUUCAAUUGCGAAUAAGUGCAUAGCAUUAGAACUACUUUAGAAUUUGAGGAAAAAAACUUGGAUGCCAUCACUAAAUAAAUGCAGACACACUCAUCUACCUCCCCCUGUCCCUUCGGAGUGGGAAGCUGUGGAUGCAAGUAGUCGAAUCGGAAAGCCUAAUUUAUGAACCUAUUCUUUACAAACUAUCGUAAGGUACUAUUUUAAACCUCCUUCUAGCGAAACCAGGAAGUACUAUUCUCUUCGCACGGAAUAUUUAUUGUUUUAACUGAGCAUUAGUUUAUUGAAGAUGAUUUAAUUUUAGUAAUCCAGACACAUCCAGUCGAUAUUGUGUACAUUCGAGAAAAGUUGGAUUAGGAUAAUCGUUACGGUAGCUGAUUUCGUGACUAGGAAUUCAAAUAGAACAGCUACUAAUGAAGGUUGUUUACUAACACUUUAUAUUCUAUUACGUUGUUUUAGAGUCUAUCAUAAAAAGUCUUAAGGAAAGAGACAUAUUCCAAAAAUGAACUAAUCCAUACAAACACAAACGAGAAUAAGCAAAUAAGCAUGAAUAAAGAUUCCUGAAUCAGA